AGGGGUGGACAAUGGAGGAGGCCAGGCUGUUCGGGCUGUUGGCCUCCGUCUAUCCCUCCGUGCGCCGCCUGCAGCAGUUCGUUGCGGAGAUCAGCGAAGCGGCAGGAGUCGCGCCGCCGGCUUUGCUGGAAAGCAGCGACAGCGGGCACUACCGGCGCUUCAUCUCCCAGCUCAUCGUGUGUGUUCCCGGGGAGGCAAAGGCUGUGUGCCGGCCGCUCACCUUUCAGCAGCUAUCUGCACAAAGUGAUGUGGUUUUGCGAGUAAUUCAAAGGAUUUGCGACAAGGGAAAAAGGAAUGUGCUAAGCUUUGGCUACGCAUGUGUAAAUGAAUCAAGCUUCAUACCUAUCCAAUCUGCCCCCAACAUCUGUAGUUACCGACCAAAUCCCACCACUGUUACUAUCAAGAACAGUAUCCUGUGGAGAACGCUGCUCAGCCGAAUUGGAGACAACGUCAUGAUGUAUUUGUUGGAACACUGCUCCCUAUUUAUGCUGGUUCCACCAAGCUGCUGCUUUCAGUUAUGUGGAGUUCCCAUCUAUAGCCUCACUGUAAGUGGCACUAAACUCACUUCUACCUGGCUGAGACAGAGCCCAGCCAAACACUGGUGCAAUAUUUCACUAAAGUGCAUCCAAAAGAAAGUUCAAUUUUAUAAAGGGCUCCUGUCCAAGGACAGGAAACGGAAGGAGGGAUUAGCCAGAACCAGCAAUGGAGCACGAGCUGCUGUCUCCUGCAGACAGAUGCGUCAAACCACCCUCAGUGGUCCCACGAGCAAAUCCGUCAAGAAGCCUGGGCUUGAAGUUGUCGUUGCCAAGUGGCUGCCAAAGGUCGCCGUGGAUGUAAAGUCACGGAAAAGAUGUCGGAGUGAUGAUAACGUUGCGCCCCCUGCAAAGAGGGUAAGAGUCAGGCAGCCAUCAGUGUUGCUGGAAGGUACAUCAGCUCAUUCAGCAGAAAGUAAGUUAAACAUCUCCUCAGAAAUAACCGAGCAAUCUGGCAGGCCAACUGAUCGAACAAGUAACAGAGCCCGUGUAUGGAAAGGAGAAGGUGGCAACAUUGACAAAUGUGAACCCAAAGAUCUCAAAUUCGGUGCCUGCGUGAACACAGCGGCGGAAAGCCCUGGGGUAGGCCAAGGUUCUGGUGCCGAUACAGCUGAACUGGUUGAAGGGAGAGGAAUUGAAAGCAAUAGGACUGGACACUCUGUGCCUAAUGAAGUGAUUAUUUCUUCUGUUGAUGGCGUUGUGGCUCCUGGGGAAAAUUCAGAACACAAAAGGCCACAGACCAAAAUCUCAACAGCAGAAGGUGAAUCUAUGAGGAAUGGUGAUAACCAAACUGUUGCAGAAACUGGAGAACAACAGAACAGUACGGAGGUAGACCAAGUGAGAAUCGGGGACUCUAAUCAAAGUGGCAGAUUCACAGCUAGAAUUAUAAGCAGUAAGCAAAACACUAAAUCUGCCUCUGGAAGGAACAUUGAUGCACUCAGACCACGUGAAGGGACAGGUAGUAUGUUAACAAACCCUCUAUUUGCAGGACCGUUACCGCAAACCUCCACAAAUGCUGAAACACUGAGGAAUAGAAGAAAAUGGGCUACAACUUAUAUUGAAAGAGGAAGUAUAAUGUAUUGUAGUAACCGCAGGGAACAGUUGCCAGACACAUUUAUACUAAAUCGUUUGCAGGGCUUGAGCACAGGUGGUCAAAGGCUGGUGAAAUCUAUCUUCUUAAACAGUGAUACAUUUGAGAAGAAGAAACCACGAGUGCAGCCUAAUAGUUACUGGAGAAAGAAGAGAUUUCCAAAGCGCUAUUGGCAGAUGAGAGGGAUUUUCUUCAGACUGCUGAGGAACCAUAAGCAAUGCCCUUACCCGCACCUGUUAAUGAGAAAUUGCCUUGUGAAUGUUAAGAAAGGAAGAAAAAUCUUUGGUGCUUCAAGUAUUGUGAGAAAUAUUGGGUCCAAUUCUUUCCCUGUCACAAAGGUGGAUCGGAGUAGUCAUGAUAUAGAAUUGAAAGACAGCGGUCCUGUUGGUGAAGCCAUUCACCCAACUCCAAAACAGGAUGAGUUAUUGAGUAAGAAUGUAAAGGCUCAUACUUCAAUGAGAACAGCUCUUCGUGGACGCAGUUCUACUGUCGGAAGCAACUUGAAGGAGCAAGCAGACCCUUUGAGAUCUUUGCAACGUCCUGGCCACUGGUCGCAGACAGGUCAUCUACCUGAAGCUGUAGCAAUGAACCAUCAAGCAGAUGGGAAGGUCACUGUGUCAAUAGACUGUGACUGUAUUGAAGAUUCACCUGGCUCGGACACAGACUUGCUGUGUUUGCUCAAGCAGCACAGCAGUCCAUUUCAGGUCUACCGAUUUGUGAGAGAAUGUCUGCUUAAAGUCAUACCAGAUGAACUGUGGGGCUCCAACCACAAUAAGUGUAGGUUCCUGAAGAACGUGAAGAUGUUUAUUUCCUUGGGGAGAUUUGACAAAUUCUCUUGCAGUGAGCUAAUGUGGAAGAUGAGGGUGAAUGAUUGUACGUGGCUUCGGCUAACCAAAGGCCCGCACUUUGUUCCUGCCUCGGAGCACCAGUUGCGUGAAGAAAUCCUGGCUAAGUUUCUCGUUUGGUUAAUGGGCACCUAUGUGGUACAACUGCUCAAGUCUUUCUUCUAUGUCACGGAGACAACAUUCAUGAAAAACAUGCUUUUCUACUACAGAAAACGUGUCUGGAAUGAGGUGCAGAGGAUUGGAGUACGGAAUCACUUCGCUAAAGUACAGCUGCAACCAAUCUCGAGCAAAGAAUUGGAACAGAAAUGGCAGCAGAAAACCUUCUUACCCCCUUCUAGCUUACGCUUUAUUCCCAAGAGAAAUGGAUUGCGACCAAUAGUGAGGAUGCGGAACACGGUCGCACCACCGUUCUCCAGGAAAGUGAGCAGUUUCCGGAAGAUCCAACGCUCAGGCUCCCAGAUGAAGAUCCUGUUUGGUGUGCUCAAUUAUGAAUGUCAACAGAAUCCAGCCCUAAUGGGCUCUUCAGUCUUCGGCCUUGACGCUAUAUACAAGGCAUGGAGGGAAUUUGUGUUGCAGAGCUCGAAAGCUGGAAAACUGAGAGGGAAUCGUCCUUAUUACUUUGUGAAAGCAGACGUUACUGGUGCCUAUGACACCAUUCCUCAUGCCAAAUUAAUGCAAGUGGUUUCAGGAAUACUGAAUCCCUCCAUGCAAGACAGUUACUGCAUCCGGCGUUACACCAAGGUUUGGGUGGAUUCCAGUGGACAAAUUCAAAAAUCUUUCAAAAACCAGGUUUCCACAAUGAAGGAUCUGUUACCAAACAUGAAGGAAUUUGUGUCCCACCUACAGCAGGAAGCCUCUCUGCAAGACACUAUCUUCGUUGAACAGGGUCUGACAUUGAAUGAAAGCUCUGGGCAGGUGUUCGGUUAUUUCAAGCAAAUGAUUGAGAACAGUACCAUCAGAAUUCGGAAUAAAUACUAUGCUCAGUGUUGUGGGAUCCCUCAGGGCUCUCUUCUCUCCACUUUGCUGUGCAGCUUGUGUUAUGGCGAUAUGGACAAGAAGCUCCUCAGUGGAAUUCAGGAGGAUGGGUUGAUGUUGCGGUUGGUUGAUGACUUCUUGCUGGUUACUCCUCACUUAGCGCACGCCAAAAGCUUCCUAAGAAUACUGGCUGCAGGGAUCCCAGAGUACGGCUGUUUCAUCAACCCCCAUAAAACAGUGGUCAACUUUGUUCUUGAUGAGAACCUUCCGGGCUGCAGCAAAACCACGUCAUUGCCGGAACAUUCUCUCUUUCCUUGGUGUGGUCUACUCUUUGAUACUCAGACGCUUGAAGUCUAUGGUGACUAUUCCAGCUAUGCAAACACCUCCAUCAGGUCCAGUCUGACUUUCAGCUGUCGUUCAGAAGCUGGGAAGAAUCUGAGGAGGAAGCUACUGGCUGUCUUGAAGUUGAAGUGUCAUCACAUUUUCCUGGAUCUGGAGGUUAAUACAUUGAGAACAGUUAACAUCAACAUCUACAAGCUAUUUCUUCUCCAGGCUUACAGAUUCCAUGCUUGUGUUCUACGACUCCCAUUCGGCCAAAAAGUAAGAGACAACCCGUCGUUCUUUCUUGAGGUCAUCUCUGAUAUGGCUGUUUGUUGCUACUCCAUACUGAAAGCUAAAAACCGAGGGAUACCUCUAGGAUUCAAAGAUGCAGCUGGUCCUUUUCCUUAUGAAGCUGCCCAUUGGCUUUGCUAUCAAGCUUUCACUGUGAAAUUGUCCAAUCACAAGGCAGUUUACAAGUGUCUACUGGGACCCCUGAGAACCUGCAGGGCCGAGUUGCAGCAAAUUCUACCUCCUGACACAGUCCAGCUGCUGCAGUCUAUAACCCAACCAGAGCUUCAUCAAGAUUUUGCUGCCGUCAUGGAUUGAAGUGAAACUGGAAAUACUUGCAUAUGGAAAUGCUGGAAUGGGAAAUACUGGAAGAAAUCAACCAAGAAAUUGAACUGAUAGUGCUAAUUUCUUGGCAGUACAUUUCAUAGUUUGCACGCUAUUAUCAGAAUCCUGAGAUCACCAGAUGAGGCUCCCCUGUCAUCUGCUAGAUCUUAAAAUUUGUAUUGUGCUCAUUGACGUUUGUUUUUCUUCAGAUCAUUGGAAACUAUCUGGGACUAUGUGCCGAGGAGCGCACUAAAGCUUGAGGCGUCUGUUGCCAAAACGCAGUGGGGGAAAACCAUUGUCCAAGGUCUUUCUGCCAAAAUGUAAUGAGGAUUUGUUACAUUUCGAGGUCCCCUCAUAGCCUUAAUGGGAAUGUAAACAGUUUCCUUUCACAUUUUGAAAAUGCCUCCUAUUGUUGCAACCAGAUUGAAGCUUCAAUGAGGAAUGUCAAAAUUCAAGUGCAUUUUCUGCAAAGUCUG
This is a messenger RNA of Stegostoma tigrinum, 4852 nucleotides long. It is a transcript of the gene tert, whose product is annotated as telomerase reverse transcriptase. The transcript is spliced from 18 exons. The coding region runs from base 12 to 4370 and encodes 1452 amino acids. Gene Ontology annotation, molecular function: telomeric repeat DNA binding; telomerase RNA binding. Gene Ontology annotation, biological process: telomere maintenance via telomerase. Lineage: Eukaryota; Metazoa; Chordata; Chondrichthyes; Orectolobiformes; Stegostomatidae. The record is from RefSeq and is a predicted model, not a curated record. Gene Ontology annotation, cellular component: telomerase catalytic core complex.